ACCAUCAGUUUUUAUAAGUACAACUUUUGCUUUAGGGAACCUUUCCAAAUAUUAAUUGAUGGGACGUUUUGUCAGGCGGCGUUAAAGAAUAAGAUUCAAAUCAAAGAGCAAUUGCCAAAGUACCUCAUGGGAGAAGUUCAGCUCUGUACCACAAACUGCGCCUUGAAGGAACUUGAAUCUCUUGCAAAAGACCUCUAUGGAGCAAAACUCAUCUUACAGAGAUUUCAGAUAAGGAAAUGCAAACACAUGAAAGAUCCAUUACCUGCAUCCGAGUGUUUGUUGUCAAUGCUUGGGGAGACAAAUCCACACAACUACUUCAUUGCAACUCAGGAUCAAGAGUUGACGACGGCCCUGAAGAAGAUUCCUGGGGUUCCUCUGCUCUACAUUAUCCUGAACACCAUGGUGUUAGACAAGCCCUCUGAACGCUCGCUGAAGCAUGUUGAAGCGGUUCAGCUGGGUGAGUUAGUGAGCCCAUCACAACAGCUAAGCAUCCAGAGUCUGAAAGAGAAGGAGGGCCUCAGCAAAGACAAUAAUGACAAGAGAGGCAAAAAACGUAAGAGGAAAUCCAGCAAUCCCAACCCACUUAGCUGCUUGAAGAAAAAAAAGAAACUCAUGCCUAAACAGCCCAAAAAGACAGAUGGAGAGAAAAAAAAGCGGAAGAGAAAUAAAAAGCGAAGACCUGCUGGGGGAGAAGAAGCGACAGUGGCAGUCAGCUCCAAUCCCACAACUGCCUAGAGACAAGCCUUGCUUCUAUAAGACUACCAGUUAUUGUUUGUUUCUAAGCAUUUUUAUUGUAAAUUUUGUCCUUUUCCUAGACCAUGAAUUUAUGCCACCAAACCACUUGCUUUGUCUAAUAAACAAGUGUUUCUUUUAUUAUCAAAA
This is a messenger RNA of Carassius gibelio (silver crucian carp), 882 nucleotides long. RefSeq names its product rRNA-processing protein UTP23 homolog. Gene Ontology annotation, cellular component: nucleolus; small-subunit processome. The transcript is spliced from 3 exons. The record is from RefSeq and is a predicted model, not a curated record. Bases 127 to 735 code for a protein of 202 amino acids. Gene Ontology annotation, molecular function: small ribosomal subunit rRNA binding. NCBI's taxonomy places the organism in Eukaryota, Metazoa, Chordata, Actinopteri, Cypriniformes, Cyprinidae.